CUGCAUGCUAUGGAGUACAUCAGCGGAGGGACCCUAUGGAGAGUCAUCAAGAACAGCGUCCGGCUGGAGAUGGACUUAGUAAGAUUCUACGCAGCAGAGCUGGUGUGUGGCCUGCAGUUUCUGCACUCAAAUGGGAUUAUCCAUCGGGAUCUUAAACCAUCUAAUGUCCUAGUAACCAACGAGGGACAUAUAAAGAUUGCCGAUUUUGGCUUGGCAGCUGAGGGAAUCUUUGGCAAUAAAAAGGUCAGAGGUACUAAAGGAACACCUGCCUUUAUGGCCCCAGAGGUAUGUGACUGUGAUGUAAUUUAAAUGUAUAUAACACAGAGGUUCUAAUCUCUGUAAGUAUUUUCUUUGUUUGUAUGUCUGUUUCAUUAACUUUUUUAGGCAUGCCCCAGUGAUAACAUUUGCUUACCUUUUAACCCAGGCUAGCGCAACUCUUCUUUAAAAAAAAAAAACACCUCUUUGAGGGGUGAUUCUGUUAUUGUGCCACCCUAAGGGUACUUUUAAGAGUCUGAGGGUGCAAUGACUCCCUCUGCACUAAAAGA
This is a messenger RNA of Xenopus tropicalis (tropical clawed frog), 545 nucleotides long. RefSeq names its product protein kinase C delta type-like. The record is from RefSeq and is a predicted model, not a curated record. Gene Ontology annotation, molecular function: protein kinase activity; transferase activity; kinase activity. Bases 10 to 309 code for a protein of 99 amino acids. The transcript is spliced from 3 exons. NCBI's taxonomy places the organism in Eukaryota, Metazoa, Chordata, Amphibia, Anura, Pipidae.